Messenger RNA from Catharus ustulatus (Swainson's thrush), 3321 nucleotides. RefSeq names its product chromosome 5 C4orf33 homolog (gene C5H4orf33). The transcript is spliced from 6 exons. Bases 104 to 697 code for a protein of 197 amino acids. NCBI's taxonomy places the organism in Eukaryota, Metazoa, Chordata, Aves, Passeriformes, Turdidae. The record is from RefSeq and is a predicted model, not a curated record.
ACAUGGCGCGGAGCUGAGGCGGAGCCCCACGGCACUUCGUGCGGAGCUGGAAUCAGACCUUCUUUGACAGAACUUUGCUUUGUCAUUUGUGUAGUACCUGAAGAUGGAAUUUACGAUUAGACACACGUGGGAUGGUUUGCCCGUGAGCCAUGAGCCGGUGACCAUUGGGCUGAGGUUGGAUAAUGCGGGACUGCUGAUGGAAGUUCGUGCUCCUCUCUUUAAUGACCCUCCAGCCCCACCCGGAGAGCCAGGGAAACCUUUUGGGGGUCUGUGGGACUAUGAGGUUGUAGAAGCAUUCUUUCUGAACGACAGAACUGAGCAGUAUUUAGAAGUUGAGCUUUGUCCCCAUGGGCAGUACUUACUGCUGCUGCUUUCUGGCAGAAGAAAAGCAUGGAAACAAGACCUUCCUUUGGAAUUUGAGGUGACCAGAAUGAAAACCAAAUGGGAGGGUAAAGCUCUUCUUCCUUGGAGUUAUUUGCCACCGUGCACUAACAAGUUCAAUGCAUUUGCAAUCCAUGGCUCAGGAGAGGAGAGGACAUAUGAAGCACUUUAUCCUGUGCCUCCACACGAACUGCAGGAAGGACAGGAACCAGAUUUUCAUCGUUUGGAAUUUUUCAAAGACUUGAACCUGAAAGAACUAACAGGAGAAGACUGGAAGCAGCCUGAAUCAGAUAUAUGGAAAUCUCUCACUAAGUGAAUGAUAAGAGGCAUAAAUUUUUAUCAUGUUGAAGUUGGCUGAAGCUGUAUGGAAACAACUUCCUCUUUCAGAGCAGAGUUUGUAGAUAGCAGAUUAGCAAGGCUUUUCUUGACACCAAAAUCAUGGGUCAGUCUGAAAAUCAACUCCAAAGUCUGUGGGUCUGUUGAUUCUAAAUGUAUGAAUGGCUUGUGUUUCAAUCCAUCAGGGUAUGGAGUUUUUCAUCUGUGCAAGAGAUGAAUCUGCUGCUGCUAGUGAAGGAGGAGGAAUGUGCUAAAAUUGCAGCUGUUUUUUGUGAGAGCUCUGAAGUCUGACAAGGCCAAUACUCGGAUUGAAAUUUUUUGGUUUCUAAUAGUCGCUGCGUUUCUGCUGUAUUUUCACUGUUGCUUGUUUGAUUGUUGACUGCUGAAAGAGAUCCUUAUGUGCCUAGAUUUUUUGCUUACAAUCAGGAGGAAGAAUGCCUUGCUCGGGAACAGAGAUGAAUGUACCUAUCAUGGGUUUUGGAGGCUCAGUACCUGCCCUGCAGGAGGAGUAACCCUGCCCGUUCCUGUGCCUGGAGCUUUCCCUUGCUUAAUGCCAAAGGGGGAACUUUGUCUCACAGACCUCUGUGUGGAGUUUCUAAUGGCAGAGGGUGGAUUUACAAAAGGCUUUAUGUAUUUCAGGUGAAGUUUCUGGGACAAAUCAUGCUUAGUAAAAUCUUUUGCUAUAGUUGUGUGUGUGUGAAAGCGGGUUUUUUCCAAGGCUUGUCACAUCACUUGAAGAAUUCACCUCAGAUGUCUGAGAAAUUUUUUUUUUUAUGCUUCUGAGGGCUGGAGAUAUUCUAGGUGUAUAUUUUCUAUGUACGGGUGUGAAUUUUAACAAUAGCAAGUAUUUGUAUGUGGCAACAUCUAAUCUGUUAACCCUCACAAGAUUUACAUGUUAUGUUUCUUUUUUUUUUCUAGCAUAGCAGCUGCUGCUUGGAUGUGGCUGCUGAUUUAAUCUUAUAUAAAUUAGCUUAGAAAAUGUGAAGCUUGCCCACUAACCAGAUCCUUGCUAGUAUGCAGUAAUAAACACAUUCUGGUGGUCCUGUUUUCUUUACUAUCUCUCAGUUUAACUGUAGCUCUAAGUUCUGCCUGAGAAGCAAAGAAGGUGGGAAUAUCCCACCUUUGUGAAGAACAUCUCAUGUGGUUAAUAUCUGAUAGAAUGUUAGUUCAGUUUUUGCUGAGCUUUAGAUUCCCUCAUUGUACUUCCAGUUUUAUAGAGCUGUGCUUUCAAAUUUGAAGAUAUUAGGCUUGUUUUGUGGCAGACUCUGGCACGUCAGUGCACUCAGCCAUCCGAUUGCUUUUGCUCUGUUUCAAUUAGACAAAAUAGGUUCCUUGCUGUAAAGUGCCAUCUGUUGAAUAUUGUAAGUAUUUUGCAUUCAGUUGUCUGGCUUCUUUACUACCUUCUAUCCAUGUACAGUUUUCUAAAGAAUGACAUCAAUCUGAAAUAUUGAAUAAUUCAAUAAAUGUUGAUUAAAGUAUCAUCUAUAUCCUGAUAUAGCAAAGCUGCUUCGAAAAGUUUAGUCAGCACCAAAAUGGGAUUUCACCGCUUUAUUUAAAAAAGUUUGUCAAAAUAAUGUGUGCAAUGAACCAGAAUGGGUCUGCUGCUUUUCUUACAAAGUUUGUUUUCAUAUGAGGAAUGAUACUUUGUAUGUGAAGGACUGUAAAUAAAUUUUUUUUAUUCAUUUCAUGUUUAUUCCUACUUCAAACUGGCUGCUUCAGAUUUCACUUUGGAUGUAAAUGAUGAACUUGGAGGGAAAUAGUCCUUUCCCUAAAGAAGUAAUUUAAAGUAAAACCAUUGUCUGUGCAGUACAAAAUGCAAUGCUAGGUGCUCCAGAAAAUGGAAUUUCUUACAUAAACUAUAUUCAAGGCCUGUGCUACUCCAUGCUGCCAUUAUUUGGUUCAGUUGUGUGUUUCUGAGCUUUAAGCGUCUAUUUAAACUGUAAGUACUGGGGGCCAGCUGUAGCCUAUCUUUCUUCAACUGUGUCUUUUGUUUUUGAUGGUGGGAGGAAAAUGAUGAAACAAACUCUGUUCUGCGUGAUAGUGAUCGUAUGUUGAUUACUUGUGAACUUAAACAUGAGAAGCCGAAUUGUACACGGCUCACACCUCCUUAUGAUGUCAGUGAAUCUCUUAUGAAAACUUACUUUUACGUUUUCACUCCCAAAGACCUUGUUCUUUAUGCUUCUUGCCACUAGGUGGGAGAAGAAGGUUGUCUAAACUGUGCCUUGGUGCUGCCAGCCUAGUUAUCCUUAACCAGAUCAAUUCCUUGCUGUAUUGAUUUUAGAAAAAGGAUAUUUUAGUCAAGCUGAUGGUGGCUUAUUUUGGUUUAGUUGAGACAUCUUUGUUGUGAGAAAAACUUGUCAUGCUGUGUAGUUACAGUUCUAAUGUUUGCUUUCCUGCAGGGCUAUUUUCAGAAAUAAUUUUUGAGACAAAAAUCAACUGAAGAAAAAUUCCAUGAGGUGUCAGUCAAUCUGUAGUGUAAAAGUUUUGUGAUUUUUGAAUUAUUUAAAUCUUACUCUGGAUUUUAUUUUUUUCAAGUGUCUUGGACAGUCUAUGGCAAACUUUCCAAAAAGGCUGUUUCGAAUUCUGAAGGAAUUUAUUUCUUUU